ACGAUGUGAGCAAAAUGAUGAGUAUUUUGACGUUCUUAAUAAUCGAAUUGAAAAAUUAGAAAGUUUGGUGAACAAGUUAUCUCAUACGAAAAUAUACAAUAAUACAUCUAAACCGUUGUCACAUAUUGGAAUAGAGGGUCUAUUUAACUUAUCAAACCAAAUACAUAUCGAGCUAU
Funneliformis mosseae is the source of this 176-nucleotide messenger RNA. NCBI's taxonomy places the organism in Eukaryota, Fungi, Glomeromycota, Glomeromycetes, Glomerales, Glomeraceae. The record is from the annotation of a GenBank genome assembly.